Molecule: messenger RNA, 1074 nt
Organism: Punctularia strigosozonata HHB-11173 SS5
Lineage: Eukaryota; Fungi; Basidiomycota; Agaricomycetes; Corticiales; Punctulariaceae
Exons: 3
Coding region: 1-1074 (357 amino acids)
Source: RefSeq, a predicted model, not a curated record
AUGGCAAUGCACACGCUGUGCAUCGUCUCUCUUAGCCCCUUCCUCAAAUUCUUGCUCAUUGCGCUCUCCUCUCUUCGCGAGUUUCUCGCCGUCUAUCAAGCUCCCGACGAUACUUCUAUCACAACAGCGACGCUUCCCAUCGAACUGAUCGCCAUGAUUGUUCGCGAGCUACAUGAUGGCUCGUCGUACCCAGAUUCAGAGACGCGGCACGCGCUGUGCUCUCUGUGCUCGAUAUCCCGUUAUCUGCACCAGCUCGUCACCCCGCUGCUUUACACCUCAAUACGCGUGUCCCUCCCUGGCGGCAGAUGCACCGUCCUUUCCGAGUCUCGGCACAUUUCGUCACACCUCCGAAACCUCUCCGUUUCCGUCCUCGACUUCGAACGUUCCAUGUUGCCGGAGCUCAGAGCAGAGAUGGUUGCUUUAUGCUCGCUGCUUACCAAAGCACGGCAUACGCUGCGUACGUUAAUAUGUGGUAUGCCGUUCGAGGAGCUAUUUGGUACGCUCGAGAGGCUAUUCGAACGCAAUGGAUCCCGCAAAUCCGACCUGGAAUCAUCAUUCUUUCGCGCCCUCGAAAGCCUUUCGUCUUUAGAGACGGCUGCCACCUGUGACGCACCCUUUCAUACGUUUUCGUUGGAUGAUUUCAAUCACUUCGUGCAUCUCAGACCGUCUUCUCCCGGGGGUACCUGGCUCAAUCACACGGCAUGCCCCAGGUGGCCUGCCCUGCGCCGUCUCUUCCUUAUCAAGCCAUUGAUCACAGAACGUUUCGCGGACGACUGCUUGGCUCUCCCGCACCUGGAGACUUUGGUGUUCUACAGGGCCCAGUUUACGGCCGAUUACCAUGGUUUAGUCAUGCUGGUCGAAGCACAGACUCAUCUCGGCCUUCCGCUGACGGUGAUCAACUAUCAAAUCGGCUGGGAGAUGAGGACCGUGGAAGGGUAUGACAUCCUCCGGUACCUGAUGAAGGCGUUUCCCAAUCUGCACAUCAUCGAACCAAGCAGGCUUCGUAUAUCCUUAGGCCCAAAAUUCAUACAAAUGAGGGCGGAGACGGGGGAGCUAUGGGAACCGCAGGAAUGA